Messenger RNA from Microthlaspi erraticum, 2352 nucleotides. NCBI's taxonomy places the organism in Eukaryota, Viridiplantae, Streptophyta, Magnoliopsida, Brassicales, Brassicaceae. The record is from the annotation of a GenBank genome assembly.
AUGGAGAUGAGAGCUUUGGUUUCGUGUUCUGCCGGAAACGGAGGCUCUGGUUCGAUUAGCCUCACGAAUGUCUCUCCAUGGAUCGCAACAGUUGCUGCUCGCGUGGACAGAGAUUUUCCAGCAACAACACUGAAGCUGGGAAGAAGCACAUUCAACGGAGCUUCGCUCUACAAAAACAAAAGCAGGAGAAAUGUUUUGUCUCGCAACAAACAGUUUCUUCCUCUUGCCUUCUUGGGGAAAAACGACUCUACCAGUCCUGAUCCGACCUUGCUCUGGGAUAAAAAUGAUAUAUCUGAGUCUCAAAGGACAGUUACAAUCUCUGACUCCAUUACAGAGCAUCAAAGCGUGUCUGAAGUGGAUGAUUACUGUAAGGCUCUUGGAGGGAAAAGGCCAAUCCAUAGGAUUUUGGUGGCUACCAAUGGAAUGGGUGCUGUGAAGUUUAUCACAAGUGUUAGAACAUGGUCUUACAAAACAUUUGGCAAUGAGAGAGCCAUAAUGUUAGUGGCUAUGGCAACCCCUGAAGACAUGCGGAUCAAUGCGGAGCAUAUCAGAAUGGCUGAUCAGUUUGUUGAAGUUCCUGGAGGAACAAACAAUCACAAUUAUGCCAAUGUUCAGCUUAUUGUAGAGAUGGCAGAGGCAACGAGUGUGGAUGCAGUUUGGCCUGGUUGGGGUCAUGCAUCUGAGAACCCUGAGUUACCUGAUGCUUUAAAUGCAAAAGGAAUCGUAUUUCUUGGUCCUGAAGCAGCUUCAAUGGUGGCAUUAGGUGAUAAGAUUGGUUCGUCGUUGAUUGCACAAGCUGCUGAUGUACCUACUCUGCCAUGGAGUGGUUCCCAUGUUAAAGUUCCUCCUGGUAGCAACCUGGUGACCAUCCCUGAAGAGAUCUAUAGGCAAGCUUGUGUUUACACAACUGAAGAAGCUGUUGCUAGUUGUCAAGUUGUUGGUUAUCCGGCGAUGAUCAAAGCAUCUUGGGGCGGUGGUGGAAAAGGCAUUAGGAAGGUUCAUAAUGAUGAUGAGGUCAAGGCUCUGUUCAAGCAAGUUCAAGGUGAGGUACCUGGCUCGCCGAUCUUCAUAAUGAAGGUUGCUUCACAGAGUCGGCAUUUAGAGGUCCAGCUUCUCUGUGAUCAAUAUGGAAACGUUGCAGCUUUGCAUAGCCGUGACUGUAGCGUCCAGAGAAGACAUCAAAAGAUCAUAGAGGAAGGUCCAAUCACGGUGGCUCCGCGAGAAACGGUGAAGAAACUUGAGCAGGCAGCUAGAAGGUUGGCUAAGAGUGUUAACUAUGUUGGAGCUGCUACCGUCGAGUAUCUCUACAGCAUGGAAACUGGGGAGUAUUACUUCUUGGAGCUUAACCCUCGGUUACAGGUUGAGCACCCUGUGACUGAAUGUAUUACCGGGAUAAAUAUUCCCGCUGCCCAAGUUGCUGUGGGGAUGGGAAUUCCUCUCUGGCAAAUCCCUGAGAUAAGACGGUUCUAUGGUAUAGCACAUGGUGGAGGUUACGAUUCUUGGAGGCAGACAUCUGUCGUAGCCUCUCCUUUUGAUUUUGACAAAGCUGAAUCUAUAAGACCUAAAGGUCACUGUGUGGCUGUACGUGUGACAAGUGAGGAUCCUGAUGGCGGGUUCAAACCCACCAGCGGUCAAAUACAGGAGUUGAGUUUCAAGAGCAAGCCAGAUGUGUGGGCGUACUUCUCUGUCAAGUCUGGUGGAGGCAUCCACGAGUUCUCAGAUUCCCAGUUUGGACAUGUUUUUGCAUUUGGGGAAUCCAGAGCCCUGGCAAUAGCAAAUAUGGUUCUUGGGCUGAAAGAAAUUCAGAUUCGUGGAGAAAUUAGGACUAACGUUGACUACACCAUUGACCUUCUACAUGCUCCUGAUUACCAGCAAAACAAAAUCCACACUGGUUGGUUGGAUAGUAGAAUCGCUAUGCGGGUCAGAGCAGAGAGGCCUCCAUGGUAUCUCUCUGUUGUUAGCGGGGCUCUCUAUAAAGCAUCAGCGACCAGUGCUGCCGUGGUCUCGGAUUACGUUGGUUAUCUUGAGAAGGGCCAGAUUCCCCCAAAGAUUGAUGUGGUCCGGAGUGGAUCAGGAAGCUACAGGCUAAGAAUGAAUAACUCAGAAGUUGUUGCAGACAUACACACUCUACGUGAUGGAGGUCUGUUGAUGCAGUUGGAUGGUAAAAGCCAUGUGAUAUAUGCAGAGGACGAAGCGGCUGGAACCCGACUUCUCAUUGACGGAAAAACUUGUUUACUACAGAAUGAUCAUGAUCCUUCGAAGUUGAUGGCUGAGACACCGUGCAAGCUGCUGAGGUAUCUGGUUUCGAUAAUAGCAGUAUUGAUGCUGAUACUCGCCAUAUGCGGAAGUUGA